AUGCAAAGAAAGUUCAAGGCGGAACGGUUCGAGAUUGGGUUAACAAAGCCGCAACGGCCGGUGGAUUCCAAACAAAUUGUGAGCUCAUUGAGGACGGUAUUCACAGCCGAAUAUCUGGAUCGGUUAGCAGACAUCAUCUCCAAGAAAGCGGCGAAGACUUUCGUUGCUGAAGUGCUCAAAAACAUUCCUCAAGCACCAGUGGCUAGUUUCCAAAGUGGGCAAGCCAAGCAAAGGGAAGCAGGCAGGAUCAGAAAAGAAAUGAACACCAUUGAUGAGCGUGAAGCGAUGCGGCUUCUGGAAACACCUUCACCAGAUGGUGAUAACUUGGAUGAGAACUCUGCAGGACUAAGCGACGAACAAAGCUACAAUACAAACAGGGUGCCCUUAAUAGGUUUAACGAAAAUAAACGGAGUUUACUACAGAAGAUUUUUAGGCUUAAUC
Molecule: messenger RNA, 441 nt
Organism: Iphiclides podalirius (scarce swallowtail)
Lineage: Eukaryota; Metazoa; Arthropoda; Insecta; Lepidoptera; Papilionidae
Source: the annotation of a GenBank genome assembly